Nelumbo nucifera (sacred lotus) is the source of this 719-nucleotide messenger RNA. Its product is annotated as protein HIGH ARSENIC CONTENT 1, mitochondrial-like. NCBI's taxonomy places the organism in Eukaryota, Viridiplantae, Streptophyta, Magnoliopsida, Proteales, Nelumbonaceae. The record is from RefSeq and is a predicted model, not a curated record. Gene Ontology annotation, molecular function: catalytic activity.
GUAGAAGCUAAUUAAGUAGAAGAAGCUUUUAAGGCGACAGGGCGAAACCAAGGCGAGUGAGACAGAACACACAGAAGCUUUUCAAAAUCCAUCCAUGGCUUCCCCUAAAAGCAGCUCUGAGAACGUUGUAGUGACUGUCAAUGUCCAUGCUGCUAAAGAUCUUUUAUGCUCAGGCUAUCGUUAUCUGGAUGUAAGGACGGGUGAAGAAUUCAACAAAAGCCACAUCGAGAAUGCGUUGAACGUUCCAUACAUGUUUAUCACACCGCAAGCAGGUAAGGUAGUAAACCCUGAGUUCAUCGACCAGGUCACUGCAGUUUGUAGUAAAGAUGAUCAAAUAGUGGUGGGUUGCAAUAGUGGAGGCAGAUCGCUCCGUGCUUGUGUUGAACUUCUUAACGCUGGAUUCAAGCAUGUCAAAAAUAUGGGAGGAGGCUAUUCGGAAUGGGUAGACAAUGGAUUUGCAGAAGGGGACAAACCCGCGGCUGAGUUGAAAACUUCUUGCAAGUUCCGUCCAUAAAAGCUUAAGCUCUUUCUUUGUAUGAUAUAUAAAUGCCAAUGGAGCGCUUGAAAUCUGGGAGGAAGUGAACCCUCGUGACCCACCCUACUUUUUAAUGUUAUUUCUCUGUAGGCUUAUCUCUUUGUUUGCAACACAAAUUUGAACCUGAUGCAAGUUUUGCAUCUGCUUUUUUUUAUAAUUUGCAUCACCUUCCACCUAUUUUUAA